This is a messenger RNA of Dioszegia hungarica, 591 nucleotides long. Its product is annotated as protein-tyrosine phosphatase. Bases 1 to 591 code for a protein of 196 amino acids. Gene Ontology annotation, molecular function: phosphatase activity. The transcript is spliced from 4 exons. The record is from RefSeq and is a predicted model, not a curated record. Lineage: Eukaryota; Fungi; Basidiomycota; Tremellomycetes; Tremellales; Bulleribasidiaceae.
AUGGCCAAAAUCGUUCCGCCGAUGAACUUCGGCUUGGUUGAAGAUGGCUUCUACCGAUCUGCACAGCCCUCUGAGCUCAACUUCAGCUUCCUCGAGAAGCUGAAUCUGCGAGCGGUCAUCUGGGUUGGCGCAGAGGAGCCUUCCGAUAUACUACUAUCAUUCCUCGAUUCCCAAGGAAUCGUCCUACACAACCUCUCACCUCAGCCCUCACUCAACCCUCACUUUCCCCCACCGGCCUCGACACCCGACAUCCACCCCUUCCCCUUCCCCUCGCAAGCCCAAGGCCAGGGCGCCGGGAACCUUCAGCUCCACCUCCCACCCCUCCCUCCACCUCCAGAACCGCUCAUCAUCCGCGCGUUGACCCUGUUGCUCCAGGCGCAGACAUUCCCGGUGCUCGUGUGCUGCAAUAUGGGCAGACACCGGACGGGAACGGUCGUAGGGUGUUAUCGCAAGCUGCAGAGGUGGGCGCUGAGCAGCAUAUUGGAGGAGUACAGGCGGUAUGCCGGGAUGAAGGUCAGGGUGUUGAAUGAGCAGUUCAUUGAGCUGUUCGAUACAGAUUUGGUGUCCGUCACAGCCGAGCCAGCUUCGUGA